AACGCACGUAUUUAAUCCAUUUCAGAGAAUACGAGCUCAAUUUACUUAUAGAGUGUUGUUUUUCAAUCUAAAUUAAUUUCUACAGCAACACCAAAUAAUUAGUAUGUUUUGACCACCUCAUUGAUGAUUAAAUAUUGCGCAUACGCAAAGUAGACAGACAGUCGGCGAGUGGUUCGGUGCUGUUUAAUAAUCGCUAAACUCUGAAUUGAUCUCCAUUCGUGUUUUCCUCUCUAAAAACGACGUGCUCAGAACACUUUUAUAUUCAGUUCGAUUGACGACUUUGCCGCAUACGGUCUUCGUUCUCCGUAGUGUUUAGAGGAAAUGAACAGGCUUCUGUUAUUUGUGGUGGCACUUGGCCUAGGAUUAACAUCGGUCGGUUCCAGCUACGACUAUUUUCGACUGCCGACUGCUCUGCGUCCACAGAAGUACGACUUGCGCAUCUUAACGCAUCUGGAAAAUCCCGAUGAUCUUCGCUUUAGCGGCCAUGUAAAAAUCGUAAUUGAAGCUCAGCAGAACACGAAGAACAUAACUCUUCACUCGAAGAAACUUACGAUCAAUGAGACUCAAAUCACUCUGCGACAAAUUAGCGGUGAUCGCAAGUCUAAUAACUGUGUGAACUCCACGGAGUUGAAUACCACCCACGACUUUUAUAUUCUCAGCACCUGUGAAGAGCUCUUAGCUGGCCAAGUCUAUGAGCUGGAUUUGACCUUUUCCGCCAAGUUAACAGACCAACUUGAAGGUUACUAUUUGAGCUCCUACGUGAAUCCCCUGGCAAAUGAGACAAGAUGGAUCUCCAUUACACAUUUUGAACCAGCUUCGGCUCGUUUGGCCUUCCCGUGCUUCGAUGAGCCCGGCUAUAAGGCACCAUUCGUGAUCACAUUGGGAUAUCACAAGAUGUUCACAGGUAUCAGCAAUACGCCCGCCAAGGAAACAAAGCCGCAUGAAUAUCUGGCUGAUUACGUAUGGACCGAGUUCCAAGAGUCAUUGCCAAUGUCCACCUACCUGGUGGCAUUUUCCGUUAACGAUUUCUCCCACAAACCCUCUACUCUGCAAAACAGCACUCUUUUCCGGACUUGGGCACGACCCAAUGCCAUCGAUCAGUGUGACUAUGCCGCAGAGUUUGGACCCAAAGUACUCAAGUACUAUGAGCAGUUGUUUGGCAUUAGGUUCCCGCUUCUAAAGGUCGAUCAAAUCGCUGUGCCCGACUUCAUUGCGAGUGCCAUGGAGAACUGGGGUCUGGUGGUUUACACGGAGAGUGCCCUUCUGUAUUCCGCUAACUACUCCGCGCUGGAGGACAAACAGGAAAUCGCCAAUGUGGUUGCUCAUGAGUUGGCACACCAGUGGUUUGGCAACUUAGUGACUAUGAAGUGGUGGACUGAUCUCUGGCUGAACGAGGGAUUCGCCACUUAUGUGGCCAGCCUGGGCGUGGAAAGCAUUUAUCCGGAGUGGCGCUCAAUAGAGAAGGAUUCACAUUCCAACCUUUUGACGAUUUUUCGAAAGGACUCCCUGUAUAGCAGUCACCCUAUUUCAAGACCCAUUGAAAUGGUUUCGCAGAUUUCUGAAAGCUUCGAUGAGAUAUCAUACGAGAAAGGCUCCUCAGUGCUGCGCAUGAUGCACUUGUUCCUGGGAGACGAUUCAUUCCGCUCUGGCCUGAAAUCGUACCUAGAAAUGUAUGCUUAUAAGAACGCCGAACAGGAUAAUCUUUGGGAGUCACUUACGCAAGCUGCCCACAAAAAUAAUGCUUUGCCCAAGAACUACGACAUCAAGAUUAUAAUGGACUCGUGGACUCUGCAAACCGGCUAUCCUGUGAUCAAUGUGACCCGUGACUAUGAGGCAAAGACAGCGAAACUCAGCCAAAAGCGCUACCUCCUGAAUACCAAUAUAUCCAGAGCUGACCUCGGUGAGUGUUGGUGGGUUCCACUGAGCUAUACCAACCAGGCGGAAAAGGACUUUAACAACACAAGCCCGAAGGCGUGGAUGGAGUGCGGAGACAAUGGGGAAAGCCUGCCCAAGACUAUUCAUGGCCUUCCAGGACCCGAUCAGUGGGUAAUCUUCAACAACCAGCUGUCAUCACCGUAUAAGGUCAACUACGAUGCCCAGAACUGGAAACUUCUCAUUCAGACUCUGAAUAGUGAAGAGUUCCAGACCAUUCACGUGGUCAAUAGGGCUCAACUUUUAGACGAUGUCAUGUUCUUCGCAUGGACUGGAGAUCAGAACUACCACGUUGCACUGCAAAUGAUGAACUAUUUGCAGAGAGAGCGGGAGCUUCUGCCUUGGAGGUCAGCCCUAGAGCAUCUACAGAUUCUAAGUGUCAUUUAUCGUCAGACUUCGAACUUUAAGUUCUUUAAGACCUUGAUAGCAAAGCUGAUCACCCCAGUAUAUGAGCAACUGAGGGGCAUCAAUAAUACAGAUUGCCAAAACCAAAAGCAGGAUGAUAUUCUCCUAAAGACGACAGUGGCAAACUGGGCUUGCUGGUUUGAGGUUUCCGACUGUGUACCCCAGGCCUUGGCAUACUUCCGCAACUGGCGAUCUGUGGCUAAUCCCGAUGAGGACAACCCAGUUCCCCUUGGCGUUCGUAGCAUUGUGUACAGCACUUCCAUUGAACAUGGCAGCGAUGAGGACUGGGAGUUUCUGUGGGCGCGGUACCUGAAGUCGAAUGUGGCGGCCGAAAAGCAGACCAUUAUGGAUGCUCUGGCCUGUUCGCAGGAGGUGUGGGUGCUGCAGCGUUAUCUGGAGAAGAUAUUCGACUCUAAAGGAGACAUUCGAAAGCAGGAUUCGGCUUCUGUUUUCCAGUCAAUUGCCUCCAAUCCGGUAGGCUUUCUACUGGCCAAGAAGUACCUUAUGGACAACGUGGACUUCAUCUCCAAAUUCUAUCAUCCCCAGGUUGAGACUAUGUCUGAACUUCUACCGCCGCUUUCCGAUCAAGUCUUUUCCCGGAAAGACUACAAUGAGUUUAAGAGCUUUAUCGCCAAUUCACAGGAACAGUUUAAGAAUAUGGAUCAGGCAAUCCAUCAGAACUUGGAAAUAAUGCUGACCAAUGUGCAAUGGAAGGAGCGAAACUAUGACCAGUUCACCAGUGCUCUUCAGCAAGUUCUGUAGAUUUUCUAGUCUACCUAUUGGUCAGAGUCUUACAAAAGAGUAUCUUUUAGUAUUUAUGGAUUACAAAACUUAAUAGUUCGAAUAAAAUACAUAUCAACGUAAAUGUAAAAAAUAAUUACAUACUUAUCGUAGC
This is a messenger RNA of Drosophila gunungcola (fruit fly), 3232 nucleotides long. RefSeq names its product aminopeptidase Ey-like. Gene Ontology annotation, cellular component: cytoplasm. Gene Ontology annotation, molecular function: metalloaminopeptidase activity; peptide binding; zinc ion binding. The record is from RefSeq and is a predicted model, not a curated record. Gene Ontology annotation, biological process: peptide catabolic process; proteolysis. The transcript is spliced from 7 exons. Lineage: Eukaryota; Metazoa; Arthropoda; Insecta; Diptera; Drosophilidae. Bases 322 to 3099 code for a protein of 925 amino acids.